This is a messenger RNA of Cooperia oncophora, 615 nucleotides long. The record is from the annotation of a GenBank genome assembly. NCBI's taxonomy places the organism in Eukaryota, Metazoa, Nematoda, Chromadorea, Rhabditida, Trichostrongylidae.
AUGGCUUACCUUUCCCUCAUUGCCAAUUCAAAGCAUUUUAUCUACAUCGAGAACCAGUUCUUUGUAUCAAUGAUUGACUCGAACGAUGUGCUCAAUGAGAUUUGUAAAGUGAUCUGCAAUCGGGUUAUAAGAGCGUAUAAGGAGAAAGAACCAUACCGUGUUUACAUAAUGAUUCCACUUCUGCCUGGUUUCGAAGGGAACGUAGGAGCACCCGGAGGAUCUUCUUUGCAAGCUGUUUUACACUGGACUUAUCUAUCGCUCAGUCGUGGUCCCAAUUCGUUAUUCGAGCGUUUGAGAGCGGUCAUACCUAACCCACAUGAUUACAUCUCAGUGUGUUCUUUACGAUCAAAUGACAUCCUGUGCGGAAAACUGGUGACUGAGCUGAUAUACGUCCAUUGCAAGCUACUUAUAGUCGACGAUGAACACGUCAUUAUUGGGUCUGCCAAUAUUAACGAUCGAUCCCAGGUUGGUAAUCGAGAUUCUGAAGUGUGCUUGUUGUUCACGGAUACUGAUAAGGAACCAUCAAUUAUGAAUGGACGACCGUAUGCAGCUGGAAAAUUUGCCAAAUCUCUUCGAGUGCGAUGCAUGCAGGUUAGCAAGCAAUACCUUCAAUAA